Messenger RNA from Oreochromis niloticus (Nile tilapia), 2407 nucleotides. RefSeq names its product hydroperoxide isomerase ALOXE3. NCBI's taxonomy places the organism in Eukaryota, Metazoa, Chordata, Actinopteri, Cichliformes, Cichlidae. Gene Ontology annotation, biological process: lipid oxidation. The record is from RefSeq and is a predicted model, not a curated record. The transcript has 15 exons. Gene Ontology annotation, molecular function: protein binding; oxidoreductase activity, acting on single donors with incorporation of molecular oxygen, incorporation of two atoms of oxygen; iron ion binding. The coding region runs from base 226 to 2235 and encodes 669 amino acids.
GGUCCUGAGAUGAUAGUGACACUGACAGUUAUGGUGGCGAUUCUCAUCUCCACAAAUAAAACAGGAAGUGUGAGAGACAUAGAGCUUCAGGUGAAACCUCGGUAAAGACUCUUGAAGCGGCCGUUUCACCACGUGAGGCUCUGAUCAUCCCACCAGCCGGAGGUGAAGUGUCUUUGUGUCUGUCAGGUGGCGCUGUCCAGUUUUGUCCCCAUCGUGUCCAACAUAAUGGCUUCCUGUCAGGAGUUUGAAGUGACCGUUCACACCUCACCUGGCCCCACCUGUGGAACCUUCAGCCACCUGUGGCUCAGCCUGAUUGGCUCUGAGGGCGAAACUCCGCCCAUCCGUGUGACCGACGGUAACAGUCAUCUCCUGCCAGGAUCAGUGUGUCCAGUCCGGGUUCAGGCCAGCAGUCCUCUGGGUCGCCUGAUUCUGGUUCGGCUCCGCCUCGAGGUUCAGACCAGAUUUCCAAACCUGGACUGGCACUGCAGCAGAGUGGAGGUGUGGAGGGUGUCUAAAGGUCAGGGGUCAGACUCAGAAACACAGGUGUUCCUGUGCGACAGGUGGCUGCGACCAGCAGAUGGCGACGUGGAGCUCCGGAGUGGAAAGUUGUGUUUGCUGGAGGAGGAGACAGAAGAGAAGUUGAAGCAGCAGAGGCUCAGACAGCUGCAACAUCAGCAGCAGCUCAUCAGGUGGCGAAUCUUCGUUGGCGGCGCUCCGCAGUGCGUUGAUGUGAACAGUCUGUCUGAACUCGGGCCAAACCUUCUUUACACGCAGAAGAGUCCGGCCACUAACCUGUACUAUCUGAACGGCUUCACCACCCGAGUCGAGUCCUGGAAGAGUUUUUCAGAGCUGGAGAUGAUUUUCACCUACAGUGCACAACAGAACGACAUCGCCAGGUUCGUUAAGGCUCAUUGGAUGGAGGAUUGGUAUUUUGGCUACCAGUGUCUGAACGGCAGCAACCCUCUCAUGCUGCGUGAGACCCGCCACCUCCCUCCAAACCUGUCCGUCACCUCUGACAUGCUCCGCCCCUUCCUGCCUGAAGGCUGCUCCCUCGAAAACGAGCUACAGAAAGGCAACAUUUACCUGUUGGACUACGAGGUUCUAGACGGUGUUCCAGCCAAUGUGAUCAAUGAAAAGCAGACGUAUCUGUCCGCCCCGCUGUGCCUUCUCCACCUGAACCAGCAAGGGCAGCUGCUCCCCAUCGCCAUCCAGCUGCAGCAGAAACCUGGCCCUCAGAACCCGGUCUUCCUGCCCUCUGACUCCGGCUACGAUUGGCUGUUGGCUAAGAUGUGGGUUCACAGUGCGGACUUCCAGUGUCACCAGUUGAUCUCACAUUACCUGCGGACUCACAUGAUGGCAGAGCUGUGCUGCGUGGCCACGCUGCGGCAGCUCCCAGAUGCACACCCGGUGCACCAGCUGCUACUGCCGCACGUCAAGACAUCUUUAAAGAUAAACGUUGGGGCCAGAGCGUCGCUGCUGGCCUCCAAAGGGCUGUUUGAUCAGGCUGUCGGUUCUGGUCUGGAGACGUUACCCGUUCUCCUCUCCAGGGCAUCAGCCAAGAUUUCCUAUCGAACCCUGUGCGUCCCCGAAGACCUGAGCGACCGCGGUUUGGACAAACUGCCGCAGAGCUUCUACGCCCAGGACGCUCUGAGGAUCUGGGACGCAGUGCACAGUUUUGUAACCAGAUGGGUGGAUCUGUAUUACCAUGGAGACGACGCGGUGCAGCGUGACCCUGAGCUCCAUUGUUGGCUCACAGACAUCAACACACACGGCUUCAGUAACGGUUUCCCUCAGCGCUUUCACACCAGAGCGGAAGUGGCCAAGUUUGUCACCGCGCUCAUCUACUCCUGCUCAGCUCUGCACGCUGCCGUCAACUUCUCCCAGCUGGACUUUGCCUUCUGGGUGCCAAACUGUCCCGUCGCCAUGUUGCGUCCUCCUCCGCAGGCCAAAUGCGCCGUCACAGAGGAUGACAUCAUGUCCUUCCUGCCAGAUGUGAACACGACGUGCCGCGUCCUGAUGGCGCUGAACGGGCUGUCGCAGCCAGCCAUCAACUUUGUUCCUCUCUGUCACUACAAGGAGGCUAUCUUUAGGGACGACGCCCACCACAGGCUGUUGGAGGAGGUGCAGGCACAGCUCCGGGCCAUCUCUGAAGCCAUCGCAGAGCGUAACAGCCAGCUGGAGCUGCCGUAUCCGUACCUGAGCCCCGAGCGCAUCGAGAACAGCGUGGCCAUUUAGUAACUGUCAUCGCCCUCACCUGCGAUCAUGUGAUGGAGUAAUCGUUUCUGCUGGGAUACUUCAAACCGCAACAUUUUUCAUGUGUUAACUUUUUUUUUUCGAGCUGACUGUAACGCACCUUAAACUCAAAUGUUCUCCGACGCUGAAAUUAAUGUCUUGCUUUGUGAGCUCA